This is a messenger RNA of Theobroma cacao (cacao), 1493 nucleotides long. Its product is annotated as protein BPS1, chloroplastic-like. The record is from RefSeq and is a predicted model, not a curated record. Lineage: Eukaryota; Viridiplantae; Streptophyta; Magnoliopsida; Malvales; Malvaceae.
ACUACACAAAAAGACUAUCCACAUGUUCCAAGGGCGAAAUUUCAACGAAGCCACAACAACCACGUUUUGAAGCUUUCAUCGAAAUUUCCCAAAUCUCUUACGAGUACUAGUUCUUAGCAAAUCCCUAACAUAUCUGUGGAGAAUUUUGGUUCUGCUUGCUGUAAUAGGUAUCUUGGCGUAAAGAUCUAAAAUUUGGUAAAUAACAGUGAAAUGAGUCGUCCUCAGGAACCACAUCGCCCUUUCUUCCCUUUUGCAAAUCCUUUCCGAAUGAUAUCACCCAAGGGUUCUCAGUUGUCUCCAAGACUUCUUUCUUUGUUGAACACGUUUGAGGCCGCCUUGUUAGAGAGGCUGCAAAAACUUGUGCCAAAAGACAAGGAUGACAUCCUUAGCUUGUCAUGGAUGAAACUAGCUAUGGAGUCACUUUCUGAGAUUCACUGUGACAUAAAAAACCUGAUAACUGAGCUUGAGCUUCCUGUGACUGAUUGGGAUGAGAAAUGGAUAGAUGUGUACCUGGACAUCAGCGUGAAGUUGCUUGAUAUUAGUAUUGCUUACACCUCCGAGCUUACACGGCUCAACCAAGGCCAUCUGUUACUUCAGUGUGUUUUGCAUAGGUUGGAGUCCAACACCCCAGAGCAGUUCAUGCGGGCCUGUUCCUCACUUGAUAGCUGGAGACAGCAUAUUGGCUCAAAAAAUCCCAGAGUUGAAACUUGUCGCCCAAUCCUGGACAAUCUAGUGGAAUCAUUGAACUUGCCUAAGGUUAAGAACUCUGCAAAAGGAAAGGUGUUGAUGCGCGCAAUGUAUGGAGCUAAGGUGGCGACUGUAUAUAUCUGUAGUGUCUUUUCUGCAGCUUUCUCUGGUUCUGCCAAGAAUUUAUUAGAUUUACCUGUUCCUGAUACACUACCAUGGGCACAAGUUUUUUCAAAUGUGCAAACUACCGUGAAUGCAGAAAUUAGAAAUAUAUUUUCUUGUGAAAAAUUUACAGUUCUAAGAGAACUGGAUGCUGUUGAUGCACUUGUCAAGAAAUUGUAUCCUUUGCUCCAAGAUGGGUUGGGUCCUAUUGAAGAGGAAACGUUUAAGAAUUCUGUUUCAGAUUUGAGAAAAUCAGCAGAGAAACUUUCGCAAGGGCUAGAUAAUCUUUCAAAGGUAGUAGAUGGCUUUUUCAAAAUAGUUUUGGGUGGGCGUGAUGCUUUGCUUUGUAAUCUAAGAGCAGGUGGUACUGUCCCAAAUUCAAUGCUAGGAAGAAAUGUAGGAGAGCAAGUUGUGCGGUGAAUCAUGAAUGUGAUGAAGCUAAACCCUUCUGUGUGCAGAUGGUUUAGGUAUCAGACCACCUGUUUUCCGACUAGCAGACAUAUAUCACCUUGUUUGGGUUAUGGCAGUACAUGUGGUGUGAGUUGUAAGGUGUGUUACGAUACUAGUUUACAUCAUUGUACAUGUAUUUGUACCAUGCUAUGGCAAAAAUUAUAUAUAAAAGCUUAUAUUUGUUUGCAAAUGUU